AUGCAUGGGCAUGAAAAGAGAAUUGUCAAAGAAGUGUUUUCAUCAAAACGAACUAUCCACAUGCUAUACAAAGGAGUGCGUUUAGAGAUAAUACUUAAGUCUAUUAUAGAUAAGUCAGAGGAGACUCUUGUAGUCUUAGGAGCCACUAAAUUAUUUAUUGCAAAAGUAAAAGAAGCAGCAAAAAAAAAGAGUCUUCUAGGAAGUGCAACGUGUAAUGCGGUAAAUAAGAUACAUGAAAUAGACAUAAAGACACCAAGCGCCCGCCGGCAAAGAAUUUACAAUGAAAUUGGCUGCGUGUUUGUUAAUGAUCAGAUAUUUCUAUCUGAUAUAUUAAAAAACAAUGUGUUAAACACCAAUAUUCGUACUGUCACAGUGAUUAGUAGUGCCUUUUUACCACGGGUUAAAACUAUCCACGAUUUUAUUUUAUUCACCUUCAAAGGAUUUUUAAAUAUACUGUUUGAAUGGACAGGAAAAGACUCUUUUCCUGAUGUAGUGGCAAGAGGAUACAUACCAUCUUCUGGAAUAUUUUUGUAUCCAUCUUUCAGAAAUUCUGUAAUAAAGUCUUUUGGUGAGCUGGAAGUGAACGAGCUAACUGUUCAGAUCGAUCAGAACAGAAGAGUGAUACAGAGCGAAAUAUUAGACCUCCAGCAGAAAGUUAAGAGUAUGGUUGGUAAAGAGCUGUUUAAUGAAUAUAUAGCAAAAGUAUUAAAAUUAUUAGAGAAUGCGUUGGUUAUACUACACAACACGUCUAUAGCAGAGUUUUUUAAAUACUUCACAGACAUUACAGACAUAAAUUACAUAAUGGGCAUUAUAGUCAGUAUGUAUGGAAUUGCAGACUCCCAACAUUCUAGAACUAUAGUGUAUAAAUCUGCACUAGAGUGGCUGCACUUACCAGGCAUUGAAGUUAUACAUAGAUUAGCUGGGGAUCUGCAGGAAAAAGAAUUCCCAAAGGAAGCACUCAUCCGGCGUGUAUUAGAGAAAAACAGCAAUUCGGCUCCAGUGAUUUUCACAGAAAGCAUUGAGGCAGAAUAUGUUAAGCCAAUAGGCACCGCAAAAGAUUCUAGAGUAGAUAUUUUUGCCGACAAUAUACACACGGUAAGAAAACUAAGCUCUACUGUACAUAGAGCGCUUGGAUAUACCAAGAAGAAAGGCAGUUUUAAAGAGCCAGAGAAAGAACUAGAAACAGAAAUGCCUAAAAAGUUCAGUCAUAAAGCCCAUCCAAUACAUAUUAUUCUAAUGAACUAUUCAAUUGGAUCGUUAAGAAGGAUUAAUAUGUGUAGAAAUAGGUGGCAUAGAAGAGGGGUGGAUUUUCCUUUAACAAUAAUAAACAUAAGAGACUCAUCAGAAGAGAUAAAUUAUCUUCAAGAAACAGUUGCUGAGAAAGAUGCAUUUUUAUAUGGAAUUGGGCUUAAACAGAACAGGCCAGAGAUUAUUGAAAAGCAGUUAUAUGCAAAAGAAGCAGAGGAUCCAAAGGCCCCUCUUUUGCAGAUAGAUAUUCGAGAACUUAAAAGCAGUCUUCCACUGCAUCUAGUUCAGAAGUUUAAUAACCUCUUUAGAUUUGAGUUUAAGCAAUUAACAGUUGGGGAUUAUGUUCUAAAUCAGUCAUAUUACAUAGAAAGAAAAAGAAUAGAUGAUUUUGUAUCCUCUUUAAAGAACGGAAGGCUGUUUAAACAGCUACAAGUGCUUGAGUACACAAAGGGGGCUUCAUAUCUACUAAUUGAAUUUUCACAAAAAGAAAAAAUAAGCUUUCUGAGUUAUGCAAAUAGAUUGCAAGAGAUAGAUCUAACAGGCAGAAUAGUUAGCUUGCUGCAAAACAUGAAAAACACCUAUAUUUUCUAUUCUUCUAUAGAAAGGCACUCAUCAGAACUAAUCAAUGCAUUGGCGCGCAAGCCACCACACAAACUUAUUUCGCAAAAGAAACAAUCACCGGCAACACUCGAGGCUCUCAUGGCAGUCCCAGGAGUAGAUAGCAGAAACAUAGACCUAAUAUUCAGUAACUUCACAUCUCUAUAUGAUUUAAUCACAGCAUCAGAAGAAAGGCUAACAAUGGCCAUGGGAGGCAAGCAUGGUAAGAAAAUAUAUGAGUUUUUUAAUACUUAAAUAAGAUAUAAC
Molecule: messenger RNA, 2112 nt
Organism: Nematocida parisii ERTm1
Lineage: Eukaryota; Fungi; Microsporidia
Exons: 1
Coding region: 1-2100 (699 amino acids)
Biological process (GO): nucleotide-excision repair involved in interstrand cross-link repair; resolution of meiotic recombination intermediates; double-strand break repair via homologous recombination
Cellular component (GO): nucleotide-excision repair factor 1 complex
Molecular function (GO): single-stranded DNA endonuclease activity; single-stranded DNA binding; damaged DNA binding
Source: RefSeq, a predicted model, not a curated record